GAUAUAGGUUCAGCUUGGCAAUAUCAUGGUGAUUAAUAACAUAAAAAUUUGUAAUGAUAAAUGAUGGUUUAUGGUGCGACCUUGAAUUAACGUAAGUGUACAAUUCUAUUUAUAUAAACAAACAUAAUAUCUUACUCAAAAACACUGAAUAAUAAGCACAGAUUAUACAAGACGGAAUUUAAGUAAUGUAUAAUAUAAACACUGAAUCUAAAAAAGCAUGAGUGUCUAUAAUCCAUGUUAUAUGUAUACGACUAGAGACUUUCAUCAAUAAAAUAAAAUAAUUAAAAUUAAAUUACUGGGAAAAAACGAGUUUUGUUUAAAGGGCAAUUAUGUUACGGACAGUCAACGUAAGACACUGCCAGCGUCUAUAAUCCACAUUAAUUAUACAUAACAGACAAUAACAGCUGAUAUAAUCCACAUCGAUUACACCAGUUCAUAAUUAAGAGAACUAUAAUCGAAUAAAAAAUUAUCACUAGACAAAAAAUGAGAGACUGCUACUGGGAUUAAUACAGACGAUACAGUUUAUGUAAUUAAAUAUUGUACCGGGAUGAUCAGUUCUGUUAAAAGAGGUUGACUAUUUACAAAGACUCGGGUGAAAAUAACUCUCGAUAAACAGACAGUCAAACAAAGAAAUAAGACUUAAAAUAAGUGACUUAGAGAGAGAGAGAGAGAGAGAGAGAGAGAGAGAGAGAGAGAGAGUGCUAAUCUUAUAAUGUAUCACUGCGCUUUUACAACUGAGAUUUUUUAAGCUCGUAUUUUAAGUAGACACACACACACACACACACACACACACACACACACACACACACAAAGCUGCACAGACAUACAUAGACUUGUAAAAAAAAAAGAUAAUAAUCAUCCCCAUUAAUAAUUCGAUUUAAAACUCAACAGAAUCAGAUAGAAAAGAAUAAAUAUAGAAAAAAAUAGUUCAAUGCGACAGAAAAACGAAAGACGAAAAGGAUAGGACCAACAAAGGACAUUCACCUGAGCGCAUCUUGUUAAUGAGAGUAAACCCAUUUUUGUUUUAAUUAGAAAGAAAAUGAAAACGAAAGAAUACCAUGAAAUAGAUAAUUGGUUACUACAAGUUAGAUACCAAGUAAAUUUAAUAUAUUUGUCACAGAGUUUAUAUACCAGUUUUUCAAUGAUAUGGGUUAAAUUAUGCAGGUAAAAGGUGAACCAGAUUGUUGAUAAAUUCUUCGGGGGAUAAAACUAUGAGAUAAGUGGACAUUAAUGAAAUAUACGCAUGUAAUAACAUACGAGGGUAUAUUUAGUUAUCACAGGUAGAUAUGGAUGUAAGCUGUGAAAAAUAUUACAUAAUACCUCAGAUUAAAAAGAAUUAUACAUAAACGCUAAUUAAACCAGCUAUAUGUCAACAAAGAGGCAGAGAAGACCAGCUAGCGUGAAUAAUAUACUGUAUAUCACUUAGGAUUUGUUGAUCUCUUACCUUGGUUAUAUUUCGUCUAGUGCUGAAUGCAGGGCGAGUUCAGUUCGAUUACUAUUCAGCGGUAUUGAGUACAACUAUUUACGAGUGCAUGUAUACAGGGAGAGUGAAUAUCUCUGAAUAUUAUUGAGUACGGAGAGGGGAUUGCCAGAGUGAAUAGUAACGAAGGAGAGUCAAUAAUCCUCAAGUAUUACUAUGAGUUGGGGUAAGAUUGCUAGAGUGAAUAUCCCUUAAGUAUUAAUCUUGAAUAGCAUCGAAUGCAGGGAGGGGAAUUGCCAGAGUGAAUAGCCACGAGUGCACCUACACAGCCAGAGUGAAUAUCCCUCGUAUAUUCACAGCCAUGGACGAGUAAAGGAGUAAUGGCCCUUUAAGACUACACAUACAUCCCCGAGGACACAGGAGAGGAUCAGUGCCAUAAGACAAGUGCCAUUAAAGACAACGACACUUAAGUACUGACUCAAGUGCCAUUACGAGAUAGAAUAAAGAGCCAUUAUUAGAGAGUGCCAGCUAAUACCAAGAUGCCAAUAAGGAGAUAAAUUGAAUGGCACUAGCUACUGAUUAUUGGUCAAGCGCAACCAAGGGAGGACCAUUAGACGAGUGCCAUUAAUGUGAACGUCGUUAAGGAAGGAGAACAGUAAGUGCCAUUAAUGAACACUACGAGCCAUUAGUUAUCAAGUGGAGGUUACAAUGAGUCGAGAAAAUCAAUGCCAUUAUAAUAAACAGUGAACACCAUUAAAGACACAGUUGAUUAAAUGCAGAACCAUUCAACAAGUGAAAAAAAAAACGCCAUUGAAUUGAGAAAUAUAAAAGGUGUAAAAUAUAUUAAAAGGGUAACAUUAAGAUACAGCAAACUCCAUUAAAUCAAAUACAACCAGGAAGGACCAUUAGAAAACUGCCACUAAGGUAAAGAGACGACGCCAUUAACUCAAAAUAUAAAGUCACUUGACAAAUUAAAUGUGCUCCAUUAACUACCGCGAGCCAGUCAAAUACAAAAGAGGAAAAACCAUUAGAAAGAGCGUCAUUAUAGUGAAAAAUUACAGAAUCAACACCAUUAACCAUUGAGAAGAAACAUGCAUUAAAAAACAAGUUCCAGUAUAUAUAGGAGGAACAAAAACAAAUAAAGCUUCAUUCAGGUCAACAGAACACAUCUCUAAAUGUAGCCAAGAGGCGCCAUUACAGAAGACAGCCAUGACCCCUACACUGUGUUGGCGUCAAUAUGGCUGCUUGUUCCUGUUACUGGCUCUCCAUCAGCCAUCACCAGGUGUAGCCCAUCCACCGCCCACACCCUCUCCGGGGCCCGCCCACUGCCGAGGCUGCCCAUACUUCCUGCCCACAGCCACAGAGGUCACUACAGCCGUGGGCGCCGCCGCUAACCUCACCUGUGGCGUCAGAAUGCUCGGUGACAGACAGGUGUCGUGGAUUCGUCGUCAGGACCUCCACGUCUUGACAACAGAUUCGUUCACCUACACGACAGACUCUCGCUUCCGUGCCAUCCAUGUCAAGACGUCGCCGUACUGGGUGUUGAGUAUAAGAGAUCCCUCCGUCAGUGACUCCGGCGUGUACGAGUGUCAGGUGUCCGCCCAACCUAAGAUCUUCAAGAGGUUUAACUUGGAAGUUGUGGUACCACAGGCGACCAUCAUAGGGGCCAGCGCGAUGUACAUGAAGGCUGGCAGUAACCUGAACAUCACCUGUGUUAUUAAAGGAGCCGCCGCCCAAGCUGCUCCCGUCACCUGGUUUCACUUCAACCCUACCUCACGUAGUAGCAGCAGCGUGUUGGAGGAGCUCAACUCAGGUGGUCGCGGGGGGAUUCAGCUGGUGACAGACCGUCGGGCGGGCACCAGCUGGCUCCUGGUCACCAACGCCACUUGGAGGGACGCUGGCAACUACACAUGCGCCCCUGAGCAUGCCAUCCCUGACUCUGUGUCCGUACACGUGGUGGACGAAGAAUCUCCUGCGGCAAUGCAGCCACACCUACAAGCCAGCACCGCCCUUCCACCAUCUUCUGCGUCCUCCUCCUCUUCCUCCUCAUCAUCUUCGUCUUCCUCUGCGUCCUUUUCCUCUUUCAUCAAGCCUCCUUUGAGUCUUUUGUGCUCUACGCAGACGCUCUCCCUCAUUCUUGUCUUUCUAAUGAGAUUAUUCUUCAAAAUUAUAGACUUCCCGAGAGGCUUUGAGUUCUCCCGUCAGCGUGAAUCAGUGGCCGCGGCGCUCUGAGUCUAAGUUGAGUUCGGAGCGUUUUUCACUGCAUUAUCUUGGCUUUUCAGUGAGUUCCUCUUGAGUCAGUGGGUUCUUUUGCGUUUACAGUGAUAACUUUCUGGAUACAAUGAGUUUUUGGUAAUAGUCAUUUUUCAUGCGAUUACAGGUAUGUUCCUUGCGUUUACAGUGAGUUCUUUGCGUUCAGAGUGAGUUCAGUGAGUUUACAACGAGUUCCUUGCGUUUACAGUGAUUUUGUAUUUUUUUUUUGCACUUGUGGUGAUUUUCUCACGCUAAAAGUGAUCUUUCUGUGUCCAAAACGAUUGUAGUUGCGUUUGUAACGAGUUCUUACAUAUAAAGUAAGUUCUUUGCCUUUAUACAGUAUUUCGUUCUGGGCGUUUACCUAUAAGUUCUUUUCAUUUUUGGAGCAUUUUCUUAUCUGAAAAAACUCCUAUCGGUUUUCAAUGCGUUUCUAAUUAUCCUCACACUUUCUCUAAUAAUUUCAACACUUACUUAAAAAUAUCUUUAUUUCUAUUUACUCCGAUUUUAUUCCUCUUAAGCACUGGAUUAAACACUAAGACCACAGUUGUUUACAUAAUUCGGAGGCGGGGGAUAAAUAUUGUGACUCAUCCCUAGACAGAGAGAGAAAUACGAGAGGAAUGAUUGUGGUGGACUCUGUAUAAAAAGUUGUAUAUUUGAAAACUUUAUAAAAUUAAUUCUCAAUAAAUGUUCGGCGUUAAAAUCUUUCACUUCUUUCUACGUAUUUUUAUGGUACCAGCAGCUAUAUACUUUUUUUCUUCUGCCUCUUAUCUUUUUAAUUCCAGGAAACCUUAUCUUGCUCCCAGCGAAGAAAAUUUUUAUCAGAGUUUUGUACUUGAUGGGCUAAUACGCUUACAAAAUAUGAAUUAUGCACAAAUUUAUAUAUCAUUUUUAUUUUGUAUU
Homarus americanus (American lobster) is the source of this 4573-nucleotide messenger RNA. RefSeq names its product zwei Ig domain protein zig-8-like. Gene Ontology annotation, biological process: synapse organization. Lineage: Eukaryota; Metazoa; Arthropoda; Malacostraca; Decapoda; Nephropidae. Gene Ontology annotation, cellular component: neuron projection membrane. The transcript is spliced from 6 exons. The record is from RefSeq and is a predicted model, not a curated record. Bases 2630 to 3652 code for a protein of 340 amino acids.